Gallus gallus (chicken) is the source of this 3251-nucleotide messenger RNA. It is a transcript of the gene DERA, whose product is annotated as deoxyribose-phosphate aldolase. The coding region runs from base 5 to 772 and encodes 255 amino acids. Gene Ontology annotation, molecular function: deoxyribose-phosphate aldolase activity. The transcript is spliced from 7 exons. Lineage: Eukaryota; Metazoa; Chordata; Aves; Galliformes; Phasianidae. Gene Ontology annotation, cellular component: cytoplasm. Gene Ontology annotation, biological process: deoxyribonucleotide catabolic process; carbohydrate catabolic process. The record is from RefSeq and is a predicted model, not a curated record.
ACACAUGCUGUUUCUGGCACAGAGGAGGAAACAAACAGUUGGGGGGCAGCUUCUUUUGGGACAGAGCUGCUUUGAAAUGCUUGUGAAACUACAGCCUCGGGCAUUUUUCAGCUUUCUUUUUCGCCAUCUGAAGGAGCUUGGCUGGAUCUCCAAAGUGUAUGUGAAUCCACCUGCAGUUGUAAGGCAUGCAGAACAAAUUCAGAAAUGGCGGACUGUGAAAGGUAAUUGGCAAGCUGCUUGGCUGUUGAAAGCUGUCACCUGCAUAGACCUUACCACUCUCUCAGGCGAUGAUACUCCUUCAAAUGUUCACAGACUGUGUUUUAAAGCUAAGCAUCCCAUCAGAGAGGAUCUACUGAAAGCCAUGGAUAUGCAUGAUAAAGGUAUUACUGUCGCAGCGGUUUGUGUAUAUCCUGCAAGAGUCACCGAUGCUGUUAACGCCCUGAAGGCUGCUGGUUGUGAUAUACCAGUAGCUUCAGUGGCUGCUGGGUUUCCAUCUGGACAAACUCCUCUAGAAACGAAACUGGCUGAAAUAAAGCUGGCUGUGCAGUAUGGUGCCAGAGAGAUUGACAUCGUCAUUAGCAGGAGCCUGGUGCUGAGUGGCCAGUGGGAAGGUCUGUAUGAGGAGAUCCGCCAGUGCCGUGAGGCCUGUGGAGAAGCUCACAUGAAAACUAUCCUAGCAACAGGUGAACUAGGGUCCCUUGCUAAUGUCUACAAAGCCAGUAUGAUCGCUAUGAUGGCAGGGGAUGUCAUAGAGGCUUCAUCAUUCAAAUAAGAGACAAAAUGGACCUUAAGCCAAAUCUGAAGUGGAAGCAGAUGCAGUUCCAAUUGACUGAAGUGGAUGAUGCACUACUACGCUAUGUUUGAAUUAGUCCUCUUCUCCUCACGAUUACUUUUGAUAAUUAAUGAUCCCACAGUACACCUUUUCUAAGAAGAAGUAGGUUCCCAGGGGUGAAGUAUGCUCUAUUCCAAUUAAAGAACUUUUGUCACUGUAUUGUGUCAGCGAGGGAUCAGACACUGCAAAGCAAUUUUUUUUUGCUAGUUUCUUAGCUUUUUGUAAUACUGCACUGCUGAAUUUGUUUUAAGGCCACCCAGAACAGCAAGAAUGUACAAGAACACUACACAGGUAUUCAGGACAGACAGUGAGAAAAAUUGUGUAAAAGUGAGAAAACAUGAAAUAAACAAUAAGUCAAGGUUAACUCUCCUUCUUUAAAUAACACAGUUUUUUUUAGUAUUGUUACUGCAUUAUAUCAGACCAUGGCUUUAAGUAUUGUAAUUUGCAGUGUUACAAUUACAAAAUGCAUAAGAAUGGAGUUGUUCCCCUGUUUACAGUAUUACACAGCUGGUUUCAUUAAACACACAUGGGAUUUUUUUCUAUUCACUUCAAACGCUAUGUGAAAUAUGAUACUAGACUGUCAAAUGUGAGACCAAAUUGAUGCAAAGUUGUAUUAAAAACCUGAUGAAAAUUGUUUCUAUUCAGAAAGAUCCUUGUGGAAAUAUUAAAAUAUUGAUAUAUAUGCAAAAUUUGUUUAGAGAAAAUCAUUGGCUUUUUUUUUUGUUGUUGUUGUUAUUCUGCUAUAUUCCUUUUAUGUAUAUGUAACACAUGCAGCACACAUAUAUAAUGUAUGUCCGUACAGGAACAUAUAUGUGAGUUGGUCCAAAAGUAAUGCCUCCUAUUUAUUUCCUUGGAAGCUACAACAGAUGCAAAAAGCACAAUGACACUAUCGGAUAGAGCAAAUUCUCAGCUACUAAGCACUCUUUUUCAACAUAGUCACCACCAUUAGCUGUGCAUUUUUGCCACCAAUGAACAAGAGCCUUCACGCUGUGCUCAUAAAAAUUUGCAGUAGCAGAGAUGACCCUCUGUUUCACAGCUGCUAUGACUAUAUCAUUGCUAGGAAAAUGUUGCCCAUGCAAUCCAUCUUUGUCAUUAACCUGAGAAUAUGAAAGUCACAGGGUACCAAAUCUGGACUAUACAGCGGGUGUGGUAGGACAGUCCAGCCAGGGCUGGCAGUGUACUCCACGAUCUUCAAACUGGCACUGGGCCUAGUGUUAUCACGUUGCAGGAGAAAAGUUAUCUUCUUCUCCAGCCUAAUUCUGGAAGUUUGAGCAUUCAGCUUAGUCAGCAUCAUGGUAUAGUGGUCAGAGUUGACGAUCUGUCUGAGUUCCAGGAAAUCCAGAAGGAUCACCCCUUUUCUGUCCCAAAAGAUGGUGCACAUCACUUUAUCUGCUGAAGGUUGCAUCUUGAAUUUUUUCUUUGAUGGGGAAUUCAAUGUGGCUACUCCAUGGACUGCCAGUUUGGCACUGGCUCAUAGUAAUGACAGCACUUCUCGUCACCAGUAGUGAUGAGAUCCAGGAAACUGUCACCUCCAGCCUUGUAUUAGUUCAGUAGGUCUUGACAAACUUGCAUAUGGUGAUCUUUCUCUUCCUCGAUGAGCAUUCAUGAGACCCACCUGGUGCAAACUUUGCAAUAUUCCAACAUUGCCACCAUCGUUUCCAAUCCAUUGAAGCCAAUAUGUGCACAUAAAUAACAUAGUCUGCAGUCAUGACCUACAGAUUCACAUACAUAGAUGAGCUGAUGGAGAUGUUCUUCAUUUUGUGGUGUGACAGCUGAGCAUGGCUGUCCAGAACUGGGCACCUUGCACCACCUCAUUGUGCUUACAUCUACUGUUCGGUUUCCAUAAAAUCUCAGCAAGCGUCGAUGAGUGUCAGUGGGUGGCAUUUUUUCUAAAUGGAUGAAUUCAGUGACACACUUUUGCUUCAUAUGCACUUCCAUAUCAGAUGCCAUCUGUCACACAGAAACAAAAUUUAAUAGAAUAUUGGUGGUAAGGUUCAACCUCUACUGCCAUACCACCACCGUCUGUUUCUGAUGUUUUGAGUCAAGGUAGUAAAAUAGGAGGCAUUGUUUUGGAGCAGCCCUUGUAAUAUAUUGGAGUUUAUAGAAAGGAUUCUUGAUGUGAUUUCUAGGGCAGAGAAUUAAGAGCUGACGUACUCAUUUAACCCCUGGGAUGCCUGAGUUGUUCUGAAACCAGAUGGGUACCUCACCUUCCUGCUCUAGUCUUUGCAGGUGCAAAGUUGACAUUGAUACCACAGGGAUGUGUAAAACGGAUGCUUUGUAAUUGCUAUGAAGGAUGAAAACAUCCUUGGAGGGUGUGAACUACACAUAUGCACAGUGGUUCUCAUUCUAAAACUACCAUAAAGAUUUUUACUUCCUUUAAGGUUCUGAUUUUAUAAAGACAUCUACAGGAAAGGAAGUG